This is a messenger RNA of Phanerochaete carnosa HHB-10118-sp, 1933 nucleotides long. RefSeq lists its product as uncharacterized. Gene Ontology annotation, molecular function: protein-cysteine S-palmitoyltransferase activity. The record is from RefSeq and is a predicted model, not a curated record. Gene Ontology annotation, biological process: protein targeting to membrane; peptidyl-L-cysteine S-palmitoylation. Gene Ontology annotation, cellular component: endoplasmic reticulum; Golgi apparatus. The transcript has 10 exons. Bases 32 to 1135 code for a protein of 367 amino acids. Lineage: Eukaryota; Fungi; Basidiomycota; Agaricomycetes; Polyporales; Phanerochaetaceae.
GCACCUGUACCCUUACGACCACUUACUUGCCAUGUCGCGAGACCGACCAUUAUUAGAAUUCGACCUGGCGCCGUCUAUUCCACCUCCCAGCUAUGCUGCCGCGCACGAUGAGGAGGAAGAGAAGGACGCACCGCCGCGGAGGUGGUACCAUCUCCUGCCAACCUGUGUGACAGUGUUAUUUCUACUUGCACCACAGCCGUCAUGGCUUAUCGUGCUCACCCGAUACCAUCUGGGUGUACUGCACGACCGACGGGGAUUCUUGCAACAUCUUUGUAUCACAUACGCCCUUACACUCCUCGCAUUCUCCUCUCUUAUUACGAUCAUUACACGCGACCCCGGCCGACCAUCAGCUCAGAAGACAAACAGCGAACCCGAAGAAAUGAACUUGACGCAGGCUUUGCUUGCAAACGACCUGGACUACAAUACCCCAGGCAAGUGGUGCCGUAAAUGCUGGGCGCCUAAGCCUGAACGAACGCACCACUGCUCGCAUUGCGGUCGCUGUGUUCUAAAGAUGGAUCAUCAUUGCAUGUGGCUCGGUUACAAAUGCCUCGGUCACCGAAACUAUACCUCAUUCCUUCAUUUCAUUACAUGUAUCACUCUCCUUUCCCUCUAUUUUGCCUGUGUAUCCGUGUCUGCCACAUAUUAUGCCUUCACGAACCCUUUGACAAUCGACGAAAUUACCCCUCUACACGAGAUGUCUCUUGGUUUGGCUGGGAUUGUCUUCACCAUGGUUCUUGGCCCAUUUGUCAUCUACCACAUCUUCCUCGUCUCCACGAAUCAAACCACUAUUGAGCACCUCUCGCCUUUCUUCCUUCUACGCCAACUUCCCCCGUUAUCGCCACAACAUGCCGCCGAUCAUCCUCACCUCUCCGACCCGCCUCUUGAACAUGAGCUGUCGUACAGCCAGCGUCGACUCGUUCGCGACGCACAUGGCUACAUCAAGAUAUAUAAUCUUGGCUGGAGGAAGAACUGGGCACAAGUCCUAGGCUGUGACAAGCCGUAUGGUUGGAUUAACCGUAUUCUCUUCGGUGGAGGGGGUGCUGGCGAUGGAGUGAAUUUCCCUCGCAAUCCCCAAGCCGACGAGCUGCUCGUACGCUUGGCGACUGAACUCGUCGACGCCGACAAAGUUUCAUAGCAGCCUGAUACCCACUUGAUACCCCGCAUUAUACCCCAGAUGUACCCAGCUUUUGUUGUAUCCACUUCUCACGAACUUUUCUUAUAAGUCCAUAUGCAUGUCCCGCAAGUCCACAUGCGUACUCAGGCUUUCCUGUCAUCGGACUAGUAGCUAAGACCUCACCUAGUAUCCUUACAUCUCACAAGAGUUCUUAUCCAGGUCUUCCACCCGUAAUCACUCCCUGGACAUUGCCAUGAUCGUUCUCCUCUUGAUCGACUAGCUUCUUCCAUUUUAUGGCGGUACAGAUACUGCCUGGUUUUUGCAGUUACCCAGCGCAGUGGGAGAGAACGGGGCAGUAUCCCGUCCAUAUCUCGACAUCGCAGUCGUUCUCGCGCAUUUCAUUCUUUUCUCCCACUGCCGUAUCCAAUCUCCACGACGAAGGCUCGAAGCCCAGAUACCCGACGUAUCAUCAUGCACUGUUGCAUUCUUGACAGCUAGACUGAUGCAGUGUGCGACCGUGGGGAAUUUCCCUUUCAUUGGUUAUUGCAGGCUUCGAGACUCUCACCAUCUGGUCACAAGGGGGAGAUUAUAGAAUCGAUGAGAUGCCAGACUCAAGCUCCGUCUACGGCACGGCUUGCUUAUAAGCCAGCUGAGUUGUAGUUACCGCCAGCUGCUAAGUUUCGUGGUCUACAGGGCACUGCGUGCUACAAAUCUCCUGCGUUAGACGUUGAAAAAUCUUCGAUCACGCAGAGAUCGGUCGAGGAUGCGACAACUUACAGCAUCGACACAAUGGCUGAGUCGAGGUAUGAUGCGUACGUG